AUGUUUAAGAAUCGGGCGCUUACUUUAAGACGAUUCAGAGUUUUUGAUGUUCAAGCUAAACCAGCAAGUAAUUCAAACAGGCCAUUGAACAAAGAGAUUAACAACAAUGCUAAACAACGCAAAAACUUUGCUAACUCCACGCCUCAUGUUAAUCCAGAUUACGACGAGUUGAAAGCCAGGAUGCCACCUCUGGAAAACAUUGUUUCUUCUUCUGAUGAUGAUGACGACGACAACAGCAAUGAAAGUAAUGCAGACAUUUAUUUUGAAAGACCGAUUAAUGGAAAUACAAGACAAGCAAAUAUGCAAAAUUUCUUCCACUUGUUUGUUGGUAAUUUUCCCUACGGCACCAGUGAGGUAGAUUUAUUGAGAUUAUUUCAACAUUAUCAUCCAACCAAAGCUAUUAUUAUAAAUGGGAAUGAUAAAAGCCGAAGCACACAAGGUUUUGUUUGUUUAUCAAAUCCUAAAGAUCUGGAAGCAGCCACAGAAGAAAUGGAUCGCACUGAAUACAAGAACCAAAUCUUGUUGGUCUCAUCAUCACUUGUUUGGCCGAGAAUCAUAAUAUCAAAGAAAUGUGAUACUGGAGACAAGAAUGAAAAAUGCAAAAGGCCAUCUGUUGUUAAAUACCCCCUCAUUGUUGAACCAGGAAUUAUUUAG
Messenger RNA from Acanthosepion pharaonis, 654 nucleotides. Lineage: Eukaryota; Metazoa; Mollusca; Cephalopoda; Sepiida; Sepiidae. The record is from the annotation of a GenBank genome assembly.